Molecule: messenger RNA, 2039 nt
Organism: Dendrobium catenatum
Lineage: Eukaryota; Viridiplantae; Streptophyta; Magnoliopsida; Asparagales; Orchidaceae
Product: FAD synthase
Exons: 14
Coding region: 43-1416 (457 amino acids)
Biological process (GO): FAD biosynthetic process
Molecular function (GO): FMN adenylyltransferase activity
Source: RefSeq, a predicted model, not a curated record
CUGCAUUUACUUCGUGCUGGAUAUUUUUUGUAUAAAGAGGAAAUGGGUAGUUUCAAUGGAAACAUGGACUCUGUACUAAAGUGUCCAAUACGAACAAUCUACUUUGAGACCUCUAGUGCGUUUCCUGAAAUUAAUUCAUUCACUUAUGAGACAGCUGCUAGUUAUGAUUUACAACUGGAUAUUAUUCGCCUUGAUUUUAAGUCUGGUCUAGAGACUUUGCUUAAGGAAAAACCUACAAAAGCUAUUUUCCUGGGAACCCGAAUUGGCGAUCCAAAUGCUAUUGGUCAAGAACAGUUUUCUCCAAGUUCAACUGGAUGGCCUCCUUUUAUGAGGGUGAAUCCCAUCCUUGAUUGGUCAUACAGGGAUGUGUGGGCUUUCAUCCUAACAUGCAAGGUUCCAUAUUGCAGUCUAUACGAUAAAGGGUAUACUUCCAUUGGGAGCAUAUAUGAUACAGAGCCAAAUGCAUUGUUAUGCAUUCCUCAUCAGUCUGGCGACAAAGAAAACUUCAAACCUGCUUAUUGUCUAUCAGAUGGAAGACUUGAAAGAGCUGGGAGAGCAAAGAAGCUUGCUUCAAAGAAUGACAACAUUCCUAUCAUGAGUAAUGGUUUAAAGAAUACUAAUCCACAUCAAAGCUGCUCUUUUUCAGCGUCAAUCAUUGCUGUAGGUGAUGAGAUUCUGUUUGGCUCUGUAGAGGAAAAAAUAGGGGCGACCUUGUGCAAAAAACUUAAUGCUAUAGGCUGGCGGGUCUCUCAUAUAGCUGUUGUUGGCAAUGAUAUUGAUUUGAUAGCUGAUGAAUUGGAGCACCGGAACUGCAAAGAUGACUUGAUAUUUCUUUUUGGAGCGCUUGGGCCCUUACAUUCAGAUGUUUCAUUAGCUGGUGUGGCAAAAGCCUUUGGAGUUCGUCUGGCCCCUGAUGAAGAGUUUGAGGAGUAUCUUAGACAUAUUAUGGGAAACCACGGCACAGGCAACCGAAAUGAGAUGGCUUUAUUGCCGGAAGGUAUUACAGAAUUGCUACACCAUGACAAGUUAGUAGUGCCAUUGAUUAAAUGUUGUAACGUUAUGCUUCUUUCUGCAACAAAUACGGAUGAAUUGGAGCAGCAGUGGGAUUGCCUUCUACAACUAUGUAGCAGCCCUUUAGUGCAAAUGGGCCCCUUCAUAUCAAAGCAACUCAGCACCAAGCUUUACGAUUACAUCUUACUCCUGUUCCUGUACGUCAUGAAGGUUGAAAUUGCUGCGGUCCUUACAAAAUUAUGCCUCGAUUUCCCAGAUAUUCAUAUUGGAUGCCAUCGCCAAUCCAGAGCUGGACCUCUCAUAAUAAAUUUUGUUGGAAAGGAUCAUGAAAGAAUAGAGUUGGCUUCCCGUAUUUUGUCUCAGAAGUUCGACUUUGGAUCAUUUUCGGAACUAAGCAGUGGGUGAUUUCGGCUCUCUCUCCAUCAUUUCUCUUCUAACUUCUAUGAUUUUCUCUCAGCCUAAAACUGCAUGUGAAAAGAGAGAGAAAGAGAGGUAGAAAGAGAGGGAGAGAAUCUGAAUCGCCAAUAGCCUCUAGGCUUCUCUUUUGUGGGUUCCUACUGUGAAAUAAGCCUUCAUAUUAAAGUAGCUUCGUUAUUCAAUAAAGGUUGCGGCCAUUGGAAGGAAAGGAACAAGCGUUGAAGUUUGCUGGUCUUCUUAAUAAGUUGAAGAAUGCCUGCAAUAGGUAUUUCGUGAACCAACAACUGAUUUAGUUUAUUAGUUUAUAGGAAUUAUUUUGCAAUCAAUUCGUUGGGCAGUUUUGUCAUUUUCUUCAUUGGAAUUUCACUUCCAUAUUUUCAUUCUUAGGUUUCGUUUGGGACGACUUUCUUACUGCUUCUUAAAACAGCUUUCUAGUAUAAAAUUUUUUUACUAAAAAACUGUUUUAAGAAGCAGGAAGAAAGCCGUCUCAAAAGAAACCUUAAGCUGUGUUCAUAUUGUUCAUAAGCCUGCAGUAAUGCUGUGAAAGUACCUUUUCUUUUUAUUAUUUUCACCAAGAUAUCCAUUGAGUGGCCUACAUCGUAUUGAUCAAA